AAAAAAAAACAAAGAAAGAGAAAAAAAUAAAUGAUGCAUUCUUGUACUGAGAGGAGGAUGAUAAAAUGGAUCUUGUAUUUGAUCUUCUCCCUUUUUAACGUAAUGUUUGUUUUUGCUUCUCCUGCUAAGCACUUGUGUCGUCCAGACCAGAGGGAUGCUCUUUGGGAGUUCCAGAGCGAUUUCUAUUUCGAUGAGUACAAGACAAAGUGGUGGAGUAACAACACUGAUUGCUGUUCUUGGGAUGGUGUCUCUUGUGAUCCUACGACAGGUAAGGUGGUUCAGUUAAACCUCUUUGACACUAACCUUCAAGGUAUUCUACCAGAUUCCAUCACCAACCUCAAAUAUUUAGACACUUUGAGUCUUUCUGGUUGCAACCUCUUUGGAAAGAUUCCUUCUUCACUCGGAAAUCUUUCUUAUCUCACUUACCUCGAUCUUUCUGGUAAUAAUUUCGCCGGUGAACUACCAGAUACAAUGGGCAGCCUAAUCCAACUAAGAGAUUUGUUACUUCACAAUAACAAGCUCAGUGGAAACUUUCCUCUUAUGCUACUCAAUUUGAGUGGGCUCACUGAGGUGAACCUUGCUUCUAACCAAUUCCAAGGUAUGCUACCAUCCAACAUGAGUGGCCUCUCUGGAAUGAAUUUUUUUGAAAUUGGUGAAAAUUCAUUUUCUGGAUCUGUUCCAUUGUCUCUCUUCAUGAUCCCUUCGUUGACUGUGCUUAGCCUAAGAAGAAACAGCUUUAGCGGUCCUCUUGGGAUUGAAAAUAUCUCCUCAUCAUCUAAACUUAGUUAUUUAUCCCUUGGAGUAAAUAACUUUAGUGGACCAAUCCCGAGAUCUAUAUUGAAUCUAGUCAGGCUCGAGGUUCUUGACCUCUCUUUCUGGAACACAGGGAGGGGCAUGGUUGAUUUCAGCAUUUUCUUGCAUUUCAAGUCACUCGCAUCACUUUACCUCUCCUACCUGAAUACAAGAAGCAUUGUUGACUUGAGUCAUUUCUCACAUCUCACGUCACUUCGUGAACUUGAUCUCUCUGGGAAUAAUCUGAAAUUUAGCUCAACUCUCCAUCUUCCUUCAAGCCUAAGCGGCGUGUCUUUAUCAUCCUGCAAUAUUUCUGAGUUUCCCAAGUUUCUACAAACCCAAACCAAUUUGAAUAAUUUAGACAUUUCUGCUAAUCAAAUUGAAGGCCAAGUACCGGAGUGGUUAUGGAGACUUCCAAGGUUGCAGUCUGUAAACAUUUCUCAGAAUUCCUUCAGUGGUUUUGAAGGAUCAGCGGAUGUUAUUCAAAGAAGUGCAUUAUACCUGUAUAUGCUUGAUAUAAGUUACACGUUCCAGGAUCCGUUUCCUUUGUUACCAAACUUUACAAGGUUCCUUUUUGGCUCUGAUAAUCUAUUUUCAGGAGAGAUUCCUAGAACAAUAUGUGAGAUGCUUGCUCUUGAUACACUUGUUUUAUCCAACAACAACUUCAGUGGGUCUAUUCCUCGUUGUUUCAAUAAUUUCAAUACUUCUCUUUCCAUCUUGCAUCUACAGAAUAACAGCCUCUCUGGUGUUAUUCCAAAGGAAACUAUUAGUGAUCGCUUGAGAUCACUUGAUGUUGGUCACAACCAGUUAUCAGGAGAACUUCCCAAAUCUCUGAUCAACUGCACUGAUCUCGAGUUUCUAAACGUGGAAAACAACAGAAUCAAUGACAAAUUUCCAUUCUGGUUGAGAUUGUUGCCUAAUCUACAGAUUAUUGUCCUUCGUUCCAACGAGUUCUUUGGGCCAAUAUCUGCUCCUGGAGUUUCUUUGAGUUUCCCCAUGCUGCGAAUCUUUGACAUUUCGAAAAAUCGCUUCACUGGAAUUUUGCCAUCAGAUUACUUUGCUGGUUGGAGUGCAAUGUCAUAUGAAACACACAUUGGUUAUCAUGUUUUGAUAGAUUUUGGAGGAAGAGACUUAGAAUACCACAAUUCGGUGGCUCUGACAAACAAAGGAUUGAAUAUGGAGCUGGUUGGGAGUGGUUUCAGAAUCUACAAAACAAUUGAUGUCUCCGAAAACAGACUUGAAGGAGAUAUUCCAGAAUCCAUCAGUUUACUCAAAGAACUGAUAGUGCUCAACAUGUCAAACAAUGCUUUCACAGGCCACAUACCAUCAUCUCUGGCGAACUUGACCAAUCUCCAAUCACUGGAUCUAUCUCGAAACAGAUUAUCCGGUGAAAUCCCACCAGAGCUCGGGAAGCUCACGUUUCUUGCAUGGAUGAACUUCUCUUACAACAGGCUUGAAGGUCCAAUCCCACAAGGAACUCAAAUUCAAAGCCAGAAUAGUUCUUCUUUUGCAGAGAAUCUCGGGCUAUGUGGUGCUCCUCUGGAAGAAACCUGCAGCGGAAAAGAAGUAGAAGCAACAAAGGAAGAGUAAGUUGAAGAAAAGGAAGAAAAAGAUCAAGUAUUGAGCUGGAUUGCAGCUGCUAUUGGCUAUAUACCUGGUGUUGUGUGUGGACUCACCAUCGGCCACACUCUAACUCAUAGGCGUGUGCUCUUCGCCUAACGUGCAAUAUACGUCAAGUGAGUGAGGAACGAUUACUGUCUUCUCUAUAUGAUCAUAUCGUGAGAAUCUGUGUUUUGCUGGAGUUAAUUUCCUCUUUUUAUUUGUUAUGUUCUUGUACCUUUCUUAUCGUUCCACUAUACUUUUCUCUCAGUUCAUCUACUCACGAGGUACAUUACUACUUCA
Messenger RNA from Eutrema salsugineum, 2694 nucleotides. RefSeq names its product receptor like protein 42. The transcript has a single exon. The record is from RefSeq and is a predicted model, not a curated record. The coding region runs from base 31 to 2382 and encodes 783 amino acids. Gene Ontology annotation, molecular function: protein binding. NCBI's taxonomy places the organism in Eukaryota, Viridiplantae, Streptophyta, Magnoliopsida, Brassicales, Brassicaceae.